Messenger RNA from Salvia splendens (bonfire salvia), 711 nucleotides. RefSeq names its product histidine-containing phosphotransfer protein 4. Gene Ontology annotation, molecular function: protein histidine kinase binding; histidine phosphotransfer kinase activity. The transcript is spliced from 6 exons. Gene Ontology annotation, biological process: phosphorelay signal transduction system; phosphorylation; cytokinin-activated signaling pathway. Gene Ontology annotation, cellular component: cytoplasm; nucleus. Lineage: Eukaryota; Viridiplantae; Streptophyta; Magnoliopsida; Lamiales; Lamiaceae. Bases 104 to 541 code for a protein of 145 amino acids. The record is from RefSeq and is a predicted model, not a curated record.
AAAUGCUAACCUCAUUCCAAUCCCAUAUCCAUAGCACACCACUAAUUUCUAUCUCUCUACCAUCAAUUCUCUCUCUAGGUUCAAAUUUUUGCAGCCAAGAAUCAUGCAGAGACAGCUAGCUAACAUGAAGCAAACCCUUUUUGAUCAGGGAUAUCUGGAUGAACAAUUUAUUCAGCUUGAAGAGCUACAAGAUGACGCCAAUCCGAAUUUCGUCGAAGAAGUUGUGACGUUGUACUACCGCGAUUCGGCUCGACUUAUCCAAAAUAUUGAGCAAGCCUUGGAGAAGAGUCCUCUGGAUUUUUCGAAGCUGGAGUGCUUGAUGCAUCAAUUUAAGGGCAGUAGUUCAAGCAUUGGAGCUAAAAGGGUGAAAAGUGAAUGUACACAGUUUAAAGAGCACUGCAGAGUUGGAAAUGCUGAUGGUUGCAAGAGAACUUUCCAGCAAUUGAAGAAGGAAUAUGCCACUCUGAAAAAGAAAGUAGAAGUCUAUUUUCAGUUUGCGAGACAAAUUGGGCCUGUUGAGAAAGCUUGUCGCUCAAAGUAAUGAUAGAUUUAUGUUAUAUAUAUAUAUAUAUAGGCUUCAAUGUAAUUGGUGUGGUUUAUCAUAGCUUAGUCUAAAACUCACCAAAAACCUUCUCAGAUGCAAUAAGAGAAGGUCUCUCUCUGAUCAGUGAUGAUAAUAUUUUGACUUUGGAAAAAAUAUGAUUUUCUCAA